AUGGCCGACCUGAAACUGGUGAUUCCAUUAGAAUCUAAUCCUUCUAUAUUCACUGAGCUCUCACACAAGUUGGGCCUCUCUCCGAUAUUACAAUUCCAUGAUGUCUACUCACUAACAGAUCCGGAGCUCUUGUCAUUUUUACCACAGCCAAUAUUUGGCAUUAUUUUAUUAUUCCCAUUGACUCCAAACUACGAGGCGUACAGGAAGGAAAAAGAUUCCCAGUCGGCGACAUACAACAAUGAAAACGGCAAUGUACAUUGGUUCAAACAAACGAUUGGAAACGGUUGUGGAUUGUACGCAUUGUUGCAUUUAUUGACUAAUAUUCUGCCUGAUUUGACAUUGAGUCAUCUGCAAAUAAACGAUUUGGUUUCAAAAAUCCAAGGACGGAACUUAUCCGUAGUUGAAGCAAGCUUAAUUGUGGAACAGUUGGAAAAGAGUAUCAAACUUGAUGAACAGUUUGGUUCCAAAGGACAAACAGAGGCACCUCCACCAGAAGAGGCAGUUGAUCUUCAUUUCAUCAGUUUUAUUAAAGGUAGAGAUAAUCAUUUAUACGAGUUGGACGGCAGAAGAAAUGGGCCUAUAGAUUUGGGUGAAAUCAGCUCCACUGGCAAUGAGAGCAUCAUUAAGGAUCAGAAAUUGAUUGACAAGAUUCAAUUUUACAUCGACAAUGCCGACGAAAAGAAUAAGCAUAAUUUUGCCUUAAUGGCGCUAGGACCAACAUUAGAUUAG
This is a messenger RNA of Lodderomyces theae, 729 nucleotides long. Its product is annotated as ubiquitin-specific protease. Gene Ontology annotation, biological process: ubiquitin-dependent protein catabolic process; protein deubiquitination. The transcript has a single exon. Gene Ontology annotation, cellular component: cytoplasm. NCBI's taxonomy places the organism in Eukaryota, Fungi, Ascomycota, Pichiomycetes, Serinales, Debaryomycetaceae. Bases 1 to 729 code for a protein of 242 amino acids. The record is from RefSeq and is a predicted model, not a curated record. Gene Ontology annotation, molecular function: cysteine-type deubiquitinase activity.